Messenger RNA from Columba livia (rock pigeon), 4103 nucleotides. It is a transcript of the gene SSTR1, whose product is annotated as somatostatin receptor 1. Bases 362 to 1546 code for a protein of 394 amino acids. Gene Ontology annotation, biological process: neuropeptide signaling pathway; cellular response to estradiol stimulus. The record is from RefSeq and is a predicted model, not a curated record. The transcript has 2 exons. NCBI's taxonomy places the organism in Eukaryota, Metazoa, Chordata, Aves, Columbiformes, Columbidae. Gene Ontology annotation, molecular function: neuropeptide binding; somatostatin receptor activity. Gene Ontology annotation, cellular component: neuron projection; plasma membrane.
AGAGCAUGUGCUGGAGUGCCAGAAUGGGACAGAGGAGGAUGUUUCAGGACUGGCCAUGUGGAGAGGGACAGGGCUGUAAAGUAUUGCAUGCUGCUAGUGCGUGAUGUCUGGUGGUGGCAGGACUGGACAAGGUGGGAGGCAUGGAGCUGCAUGGUGCUGGUGACGCGCCGCUGCCUAUUAAUCAUUCACCAGCCGGGGAGCAGCAAUUACUGCCACUCGGAGCGAGAGGCGCGGGCAGCCGCCUCCUUCCCCAUGGCAGCGCCCCGGAGCAGCCGCGCCGGGAGCCCGGUCGGGAUGGCGAGCCCGGCCGGCGGCAGCCGCCUGCUGCGCUGAGCGGGGGGCGGGGAGGUCCGGGCGGAGGAUGCUCCCCAAUGGCACCUGCGCCAGGCUUCCGGGCGGUGCAGGUAGCGACAGCGGCGGCAGCGGCGGCGGUGGCGGCGGAGCCGGCAGCGCCUCGGAGGAGGCGGCGGGGGGCAUGGACUCGGGCGGCAGGAACUCCUCGGGCGCCCCGAACAGCACCCUGAGUGAGUCUCAGGGCAGCGCCAUCCUCAUCUCAUUCAUCUACUCCGUGGUAUGCUUGGUGGGGCUGUGUGGCAACUCCAUGGUCAUCUACGUGAUCCUACGCUAUGCCAAGAUGAAGACGGCCACCAACAUCUACAUCCUCAACUUGGCCAUUGCGGAUGAGCUGCUGAUGCUUAGUGUCCCCUUUCUGGUCACCUCCACCCUGCUGCACCACUGGCCGUUUGGCUCACUGCUCUGCCGCUUGGUGCUCAGCGUGGAUGCCAUCAACAUGUUCACCAGUAUCUACUGUCUGACUGUGCUCAGUGUGGACCGCUACAUUGCUGUGGUGCACCCCAUCAAGGCAGCUAGGUACCGACGGCCCACUGUGGCUAAGAUGGUCAAUUUGGGUGUCUGGGUGCUUUCCAUUCUCAUCAUCCUGCCCAUCAUCAUUUUCUCUAACACAGCAGCCAACAGUGAUGGAACAGUAGCUUGCAACAUGCUCAUGCCAGAGCCCACGCAGAGGUGGUUGGUGGUCUUUGUUGUCUACACGUUUCUGAUGGGCUUCUUGCUGCCUGUGGUGGCCAUCUGCCUCUGCUACAUCCUCAUCAUUGCCAAGAUGCGCAUGGUGGCACUGAAGGCUGGCUGGCAGCAACGCAAGCGCUCGGAGCGCAAGAUCACCCUCAUGGUCAUGAUGGUGGUGAUGGUCUUUGUCAUCUGCUGGAUGCCCUUCUACAUCGUGCAGCUGGUCAAUGUCUUCGUAGAGCAGGAUGAUGCCACCAUCAGCCAACUCUCUGUCAUCUUGGGCUAUGCCAACAGCUGUGCCAACCCCAUCCUGUAUGGCUUUCUCUCAGACAACUUCAAGCGGUCCUUCCAGCGACUGCUUUGCCUCAGUUGGAUGGACAAUGCUGCAGAGGAACCCAUCGACUACUAUGCCACUGCCCUGAAGAGCAGGGCAUACAGCGUGGAGGACUUCCCUCCAGACAACUUGGAGUCAGGGAGCAUGUACAGGAACGGCACUUGCACCUCCAGGAUUACCACCCUUUGAGGAAGCAUUCCUGUCCUGACUCUCCCCUACUGCCGUCCAGCAGGAGGGUGAGCGAGGCCAGGGCUGUGGCAUGGGGAGGCCAGGAGGGAGGGGGUUUCGGUCCUGCCCACCAGCAGUGGUGUUUGGCACAAGAAGGAGCGAAGAAAACCCCAUGUCCUUGCUCUCCUGCUCCAUCACCCUCUAUCUGCCUCCUUUGAGAGCGGAUGCAUUUGUUGAGGCUUUGACACCCACAUAGCAAAUUGUUGCACUUGUGGGCCAAUUUAGGGUCUGGCAGCCAGGCUCUGCCACUCCUCUUUAUGUCUGAUAAGUGGCUAUAUGGGUCCUGCAGCGACUCUCCCCUCACCUUUUGUACAGGUUUGCCUCCCCCUUGGUUGGUGGGACCCCUCCCAUCAAGGCCACUGAGUCAAGCCUGCUUCAGUCAAGCCCCAGCAUUCAGGCUCAGACUGCCCCCUGACUGAAAGCAACCCUGCUCAGCACCUGCCAGUACACACUUGCCCCUCAGAGAGUAGAAAUGCUGGGAAAAGUCCCCCCUGGCACACACACCCAGCCCUCCCCCAGGAAAGAGCAAGUAUCCUCUCUCUGCCCCACCCCAGGAAUAAAAAAGAAAGCGAGGAGCAAAAAGGCCCCGAGAAAAGCAGCAGCAUAGUUACAGAGCUGUCUUUUGCUUUGCAAACAGCUUCCACCUCACUGGGGCUCUGGCUUUCUGUGCUGUGCUUGGGGUAAGCAGGGUAGAAAGCAUCUUUGGAUAAAAAAAUCUGAUUAUUGCUGUGCUCCAGAGCUGCACAGUGGGUUACUGAUAACAGGAGAUAAACAGUCCCGUGACUCACAGGGAGCAGAGCACUGAGCGGGGAGUCGGGGCAGGGGGCACGCAGCUGGGAAAUGUUUGAAUGUGUCCAUACAUACAAUAAAGUGUGUUAAUAAUAAAGUUUAAAGGGAGCGCUAGACUGUGAAGCUAUUGUUUUGCGCCUGCUCCAUCAGCUGUGAAACAGCGGUGAAGGCAGCUGAGACGGUUUUGAAUGACCUGGGUGGCCGUAAAGUCACUUUAGCCUACAAGAAAAAAGAGGGAUUAGAUUCAAAAUCUUUAUCAGGCUCUGAAAUAAAUACUUGACAAAAAUGGUAGCUGUUUGAUAAUAGCUAUUACCCUAGCUCCAGUCUCUUCUGUUGCACUAACAAAAAUAAAAUGGGUUUUAUAUGUUGCCAAUGUAAUAUACUGGCCCAGAGCUUGUUAAUGUUUCAUUUCUGAGAAUUCUUGUUUUUAGUGUGUGCCAGACAUCUUUUUGUUUGACUUUUUUUUUAUUUGAUUCUUGUCACUGUGUUGUGAAUGUGUUUCUCUGAAGCAAUUUAUACUGUGUACUUAUGUCUGUGGUGGUUACUUACAAGGUUGCAUUUAAAAUUAGUGAUGCUCAAGAAGGCUCCUUUAGAGAUAAAAAGGCUGUCACUUUUUCUAACUCUUUCAUCUACAUUGUCUCCCGCACAAAAUUCUCUCUCUUGAAUUUUCUCCCACUCUUAGACAGAACAAUUUUCGUAUAGAAAAAUGGAGCUUUCUUGUUUGAUAAAUAACAGCCGAUUAAACAAAACCUUCUCUUUCUGUUCCCUCUUAUCCCAGAUGUAAGAAUCAGUACAGAACAUGUUGAAAUAAGCAGCUAUGUUUUUUGCUUUCUACCACCUAUGUUAACAGUGCCACACAGUGGCAGGUGUCCCAGUAGCUGUGGCAAAUCAAUUCUCUAGCACAAUGCUGUGGUUGUAUUAUUUAUAACUACUGGCAAUCUGAAGGAAGAGAUAGGGAAAAAUCUCUAGUAGCAUCAUACCCCUAGCAUUGUACUUGUAGCUAUGGUGCUUAAGUACAGUGUUAAGUGUAAGCUGACAAUUAAGGCAUCUAGCAUUUGCAGUGGUAGACUCACUAAAGGUUUUGUUAAAUUAUACCCUUUAACUUUCCUCAGCAGCAAAAAGCAGGAUACUACUUUGUAAAAUUCUUUCAUCAAAAAUUAGAUACUGUUAAAUGAAUGUGUAAAUUUAGUAUUUCAAAGUUGUCUGAUUCAAAGCCCAUCGAAAUGAGAUUAAAAAUCCUAAUUCACUUCAAUGGACAGUGAGUCAGCUCCUCUUAGUUUAAAAAUUGCUGAUGUGGAAGCUGUUACAUCCUUAUUAAAAUAUUUUGUGAAAAGCUUUAACAAUUGUACAGUUUCUUUUUUUGUACUUCCCAGUGGAUCUCAUUUAAAGAAAGCAUGCAAAUAUUAAUUUUGGCAAUGUUUUACGUGCACAUAUGAGAGGAAACAAAAACAAGGAUGAAAUCUUUUUAUAAGCUUAUUUAACUUUUCACAGAAACCAAACAUCGGUUGAAACAGUAAAAUGCCCCACAACAUCACAUGAUGCUAUUUGUAGAGGUUCACUUAAAAUCUCACUCACAAUCUCUUCAAGUGGGUAUGAAUCUCACGGUCUCACGUGGUCUUUUCCAUCCAGGAAUAUUGUUGUGUAUGGUCAGAUUAAAUGGAGAGUCAGCCUACUUUCUACUGUUGGAUUUGUUUAACAUCAGAAACAAUAAAGCAAAAGUUAAAAAGCA